Messenger RNA from Ochotona princeps (American pika), 480 nucleotides. Its product is annotated as CXXC motif containing zinc binding protein-like. Gene Ontology annotation, molecular function: zinc ion binding. The transcript has 6 exons. NCBI's taxonomy places the organism in Eukaryota, Metazoa, Chordata, Mammalia, Lagomorpha, Ochotonidae. The record is from RefSeq and is a predicted model, not a curated record. The coding region runs from base 1 to 480 and encodes 159 amino acids.
AUGGUGGUCAUCCUUCUGAAAAUGAAAGCCACUUUGGAGAACGUCAAAAGCAUCGAAAUCCCACCGGAUCACACGUGGGUUCUUGACGUGAAGCACCCGGCGGGAGAGGAGGUACGGGAGAGGGUUACACUGUCAGCGGCGGAGGUUCAGAGCAUUCCGAAUAGCAGAGGUUCCGCAAAUUUCCUCGUGCGCUGGGAGGGCAGCAAGCAAGUAUCUACAAUCAAUAUCCAGCAGUUGAAGAAUGUUACGCGCUUGAUGUACGACGCAAAUGACAGGGGCAAAUUUGUUCCCAUUGUCGCUUUCGAAUGCAGAGGUGUAGAGCCCAUCCAGUGGUACCCGGCCACGGGUUACACCGUGAAAAGCGCUAAGGCCACGUUCACAGAUGUCGAUCUUUCAGAAGAUUGGGCUGACUACGAUCAGGAAGCUAACGAACCCGUGGGUAUCUAUGAGGUGGAGUACGAGUUUCAAACUUACAAGUAG